Molecule: messenger RNA, 1521 nt
Organism: Peronospora matthiolae
Lineage: Eukaryota; Oomycota; Peronosporomycetes; Peronosporales; Peronosporaceae
Source: the annotation of a GenBank genome assembly
AUGGCUUCCACCUCCUCCUCGGCCGCUGUGGUCGCUAUGGCACAGCGCGCGUCCGUGCAAUACCUCGAAUGCCGUCGGAACGUCACAGCCAAAGUGGACGAAGUGAAGCUCCUGGACGAGCAGAUCGCGAGUGUGUUCCAGCAGAUCACGGCGCUGGCUGAAGCUCCUGAAGGCGAAGAAGAGCUCUCGGACGAGGCUAGGGCUGCAGUGAAGAGUGUGGGUCGUCUGGAGGUUACGCUGGCUGGUGUCGAGGGAGAAGAGCCCGUACCCAACGCCAUGAUCACGGUGUCGAUGGACCCGGAGUACGCUGCUGACGAGUACGAGACUGUGGAGGAGGUCGUGGAGAAGAAGGACGUCGUGGUGACCGACGAGGAGGGCAACGUGCUUGAGGAGGAGCAGGUGGCUGAGAUGGAGAGCGAGCAUACUCCUCGCAAGCUGAAAACUACGACGAAGAUUACACGUACGAUCAUUAAGAAGCGUGUCAAGAAGGAGAAGGCACCUGAAGUGCGUACAGUCGCGUGGACGACGGGUUUGAAGAGCGAGAAUGGAGAAGAAGAGGACGUGACGAUGGCGCGAACGUUCCCUGUAACGUUUGCGUUUGACCCCGUGCAGUCGCGUGAGGCUGUCGUGAUCAUUACAGUCGCUGCGGCUGAGGAAGAUGAAGGGGAGACGGAGCCAGUGAAGGAGAUUGAAGUGCCUGUUUCAUCGCUCUUUCACGAGAAUGUGCUGGACAAGUGGUACGCCAUUGAGGACGAGCAAGAAGAAGAGGAGCUCACGACGAUUACGGAACUGGUAGAAGAGACGAUAAAGGAAGCGAUUGAUGAAGUUGUGUCCAAGGAAGUGGCUGAGGAACCGAUUGGUGGGGCUGAGGGUAAGGAGACUGAAGUUUUGGAGGCGGAAAGUAUGGCCACGGAUACAGCUGAAACGUCUGAGACGGCUGAAGUGGAUGAGCAAGCUGACGGAGUGGAUGUUACUGCUGAUGACGAUGCAUCAGCCGAAAAGGCCGAUGAUGCCGACAAGGCUGAGCAGACUGAAGCUGCGGAGCGUGAGGAAGUCGGGGAGACGGAGAAUGCUGAAGUGGAGGAGAAUGUUGAAGGGGCUGUCACUGCUGAAGCGCCUACGCUGCUGCGCAGCCGUUUUCAUGUCCUGGCGAAGUUUGAGCUGUCAGAGGCUGAGAAGUUGAGCAUUUCUGUGGUCGCGUUGUCUAAAAAGAAGCAGGAAGCCGAAGCCGAGCUACGUGUGCUGGAGCGUGAGGCUGCUAAUCUCCGCAUCAAGUAUGACCGGCUGAACGCGAGCCAGCGUCAGUUGAGCGCAUCUAGCAUCUCCAAGCCCAAGUCAAACCUCCUCGGCAGCCGCUUUGGUACAGGCAGUGUGCCUGUGCAGCGCAAGUCAUGGUACCAGAGCUCCCGCGAACGUGCCACCACGUUUAUCACGAAGCACGAGCAGCUCCUUGUCAGCGUUGCCAUGUUUGCCGGCAGCGUGUGUCUCUUCCACUACAACGGAGAGAAUCUGCUCGCUUAA